AUGGAACUUUCUUCGGGACCACAGAAUUUAAAUCCAACAAUAUAUGAACGUACUGAAGAACGAAUUAUACAAGAAUCAGAUUAUGAUAAUGAUGUACGAGAUGAAAUUGAUCGUCGUGAAAUAUUCGAUCUUAUUCGAACAAUUAAUGAUCCUGAACAUCCACUUACAUUAGAAGAACUUCAUGUUGUUGAUUUAGAUGGAAUUACAAUUGAUAAUCAAGCUAAUACAGUGCAAGUACAAUUUCGGCCUACUAUUCCACAUUGUUCGAUGGCAACAUUAAUUGGUUUGAGUAUUCGAGCAAAAUUACUUUAUACACUUCCUACUCGUUAUAAAGUUGGUGUUAAUAUAUUGGAAGGUGCUCAUAUACAAGAAAAUCAAAUAAAUAAACAAUUAAAUGAUAAAGAACGUGUUACUGCUGCACUUGAAAAUCAACAUCUUCGUGCAGUUGUUAAUCGAUAUCAAAAGAAAAGAAUGACAAUAAUAGUACCAAAAAAUAUUUCAUCAUUAAUAUGUGCUGGUCGUGUCUAUGGAUCUCAUACAGCUGGUGUUGAUCCAAAUCAAGCACGUAUGAGAAAACAAGAACAUGAAGAAAAAUAUCAUUAG
Molecule: messenger RNA, 603 nt
Organism: Rotaria sordida
Lineage: Eukaryota; Metazoa; Rotifera; Eurotatoria; Philodinida; Philodinidae
Source: the annotation of a GenBank genome assembly